Messenger RNA from Nanorana parkeri, 781 nucleotides. It is a transcript of the gene LRRC20, whose product is annotated as leucine rich repeat containing 20. Gene Ontology annotation, molecular function: protein binding. The transcript has 4 exons. The record is from RefSeq and is a predicted model, not a curated record. Bases 1 to 576 code for a protein of 191 amino acids. Lineage: Eukaryota; Metazoa; Chordata; Amphibia; Anura; Dicroglossidae.
AUGAACAGGAUCAUCCGGGAUCCCUGCAUCCAGCAACCCAUUGAGCAAAGAUACCACCUGCUGCCAAAAAAUGAAAAUUUUAGGACAUUCUCAAUAAAUGUGGAAAAGAUUGCCAGUGUCUCUAGAACAUCUCCAACAGAUUUAUCAGACUGUGAUUUGACUGCUUUCCCAAUUGGUAUAUUCUUGUCUCUGAAAAACGUUUCUGGUAAUAUCUCCUCCAUCUCUUUGGCUAAUAAUGAACUAAAAAGUCUGCCGGGUAAAUUCUUUACUACUUUUCAGAACUUAGAAGAUUUGGAUCUUGAAGGAAAUCUUCUUCAAAAACUUCCUGUUGAAGUAGGUCUCCUACCCAAACUGAAAAAGAUAAAUUUAUCUAGAAACAAGUUUGAAGUAUUUCCAGGAGAGCUUACAAAAUUACAGGGCAUGGAGAGCAUCAAUUUAGAAGGCAAUCAGAUCAAAGAUAUUCCUUUGGAUGAGCUGAAAAAGAUGCCCCAGCUAUCAUCUGUGAAUGUCAAGAUGAACCCUGUACAUAAAGAAUGUCUGAAUCUUAGUGAUGUCAAAUUUGAAUUUGCCCUGUAAGCAAUGGAAGAUAGCUUAUCGGACCUAGGAAAAAAAAUCAACUGGAACAUGUCUUUCUGUUCAAGAAGACAAUGGUGAAUAAAUUCAAGCUGGUGUGAGCAAUCAUUUUAAAUUAUGGGUGUGCCUUUUAUGCGUGACUACCAUUGGUUACUGGAAUAUAUAUACUGUAUAUAUGUAGUGAUUUAUUAAAAGCAUUUUAAAAUCA